Molecule: messenger RNA, 1017 nt
Organism: Penicillium nucicola
Lineage: Eukaryota; Fungi; Ascomycota; Eurotiomycetes; Eurotiales; Aspergillaceae
Product: NAD(P)-dependent alcohol dehydrogenase
Exons: 1
Coding region: 1-1017 (338 amino acids)
Molecular function (GO): oxidoreductase activity
Source: RefSeq, a predicted model, not a curated record
AUGGCAGCAGAACAAUCCACAAUGAAAGCCUGGCUGUACAGCGACACAACCAAUGGCCUCGAAAACAACCUCACCUUCACCCCGGACGCCCGCACCCCACCAGCACUCCACAACGACGAUGUCCUCAUCACAGUCCUCUCCGCCUCCCUCAACCCAGCCGACUACAAGCUCCCCGAACUAGGCCUGCUAGCCCGCAAACUCGUCAUCGGCACGCCCGCCUCCCCAGGAAUGGACUUCUGCGGCCGCGUAGUGGCAACAGGGCCCGACGCGACGGAUUUCGCAGCCGGCCAGCUCGUCUACGGCAAUCUAGGCAAGCCGUGCCAAUUCGGAUCUCUCGCCGAGCUGAUAGUAGCCCCGGCAAGCUUCCUGGUCCAUUUACCCGACGGCGUGGAGGUUGAUCACGCCGCUACGCUCGGCGUGACUGGGCAGACGGCAUACCAGUCGCUGAAGGGGUAUGUCGGUGCGGGCGAUAAGGUGUUCAUCAAUGGGGGAUCGGGCGGGUGUGGUAUUUUCGCUAUUCAAAUUGCGAAGGUGAUGGGAUGCCAUGUGACGACUACGUGCUCGACGAAGAAUGUGGAGUUUUGUCGCGGGCUUGGGGCCGAUGAGAUUAUUGAUUAUUCGGUUGAGGAGGAUCUUGUUGCGGGCCUGUGUGGCAGGGGUGUGGUCUUUGAUCAUAUUGUUGAUCAUAUUGGAUUCCCCGCUGCGCUGUAUCGUCAGUCUGAUCGCUUCCUGGCGCCUGGGAAGACCUUUGUGCAGGUUGGGGCGCCGGGUGUGGGCACUUUUGCGGAACGUAUGCUUUUGCCUGGGUUCCUUGGUGGAGGAAAAAGGAAAUAUGUUAUUUUUGUCACCAAAAAUAACAAGGAGGAUCUUGUUCAGCUUGGGGAAUGGGUCCAGAAGGGGGAUGUCAAGGUUCAGCUGGAUACGGCUUAUGAGCUUGAGGAUGUUGUCAAAGCAUUCAAGCAAUUGAAAUCUGGUCGGGCUAGAGGAAAGAUUGUUGUUCAUGUUGCUCAGGAUUGA